Messenger RNA from Fundulus heteroclitus (mummichog), 1753 nucleotides. It is a transcript of the gene nrbf2b, whose product is annotated as nuclear receptor binding factor 2b. NCBI's taxonomy places the organism in Eukaryota, Metazoa, Chordata, Actinopteri, Cyprinodontiformes, Fundulidae. The transcript has 4 exons. Gene Ontology annotation, biological process: autophagy. The coding region runs from base 235 to 1080 and encodes 281 amino acids. The record is from RefSeq and is a predicted model, not a curated record.
CCGUCUGUUCUGUUGCUGAGGUGCACAUGCGCAUCGGGUGUCACGUCCUGAGUAGUUGUUGCGUCACGACGUUUUGCUGUAGUUCUGGGUGCUACGAAGGCAACAGCUUUCUCGACAGUAAUCGUCUUCUUUGUAUUUAUUAUACAUUUUAUAGAUGUUGGUGCUGAGCGAAUGACAGUCCCCGAAGCUCAGAGAGCCAGUUCAGGUAGAGAAAACCUUUGACUAACCGACACCAUGGAGGUCGUGGACAGUCCUCUGAACCUGGCCCAUCAGCAGUGCAGAAAGGCAGAGCGUUUGGUAGCCGCUGGGAAGCAUGAAGAGGCCAUUUCCUGCCAUGGAAAAGCAGCAGAUCUUCUCACAGAAGCAAUGAAGUCAACAGAAUGUGAGCAGGCUCGUCUGUCCAUGGAACUUCAGCGGGACAACCAUAUCAAACAGCAGCAGCUGAUCCAGGAGCGCUGGAAGAGAGAAGUUCGACGUGAGGCAACGAAGGCAAGAUCUGGCCUCAUGCUGCACCCCAUAACCAAGACUCAGUCUUCUAGCCAGCCCUUAACUCACGGAUCUGCCAGACUCCCUGCAAAACUAAGCGGAGGAGUCGGUGAGCGAGAGUAUGACACCUUACUUUACCAGUUUCAAACUCGGCAGACUGGACCCUGUCAGCCCUUGACUUCACCAUGCCCUGGGUCUAAAACCACAAAGGAUGAUAAAACUCGCCUAGAAGAGCAGCAGACCACCAUCAAGGACCUGCGGCGCCUGGUAGACCACCUGAUGAAUGAAAAUCAGCGGCUUUUAGCUGACAACGAGCGUCUACACCUGGAGAACGCCCGGCUGCAAUCUGAGGCCGCAGACUUUGUGGAGCGUUCAGAGCUCUGGGUCCUCCCACAUGCAGGUGGUGCCAUGGGAACGGGGAGUGGGCAGGAAGGGAAGAACACUGGGAAGAGCAAGGGUAUUGCUAUCCCUCAACUGCCACCAUUGGAAAUGCCAGCUCAGGAGGAUCUGUGCCUGGAUGACCUGCCUCCCCUGGAGCUGCUAGAUGACAUCAAGAACGAACUGCAGGAACUGCUGGAUAGGGAUAAACUGUGACGACCCAAUGAAGUGAAUGCUCAGCCUCACCCACUCACUACCAUCAAGCAAUUACCCUGCAGGCCUGAUGUGGGAUGCUGAUCAUAUUUCUGCUAAAUGUAUAGGACAGACGUGUCAGUUGUGCAGGAGACAGUCCUAACCUAGCAGCUCCACCACACCAAUCACACACAGCAGCAUGUUCAACUGGAUUGGAAAUCAGAUUUUGUUGAUUAUGGGAUUAAAAAUUAAGCACAAUUAUAAAACAAGACUUAAUUCCUUUGAAAUAAUAUUGGUUAAAACAUCAGCAAGAAUAUACACUAACUCACCACACUAUUAACUUACCCAGGCAAUGAUAUAUGCUCCUGUUUGUCAGUGAUGAUCGGAUCAAAUUAACAUAUGGUAAUGCUUUACCGUAUGUUAAUUCCAGCAGGUGGAGAGAACGCAGAAAGAAAGCAAACAACUUCAGGUUACCUUUAUGUUCCCCUCCAUCAUUCUGCAUGAUCUAGGUCCUGCAUUUGAUCUGCUCACUCACACCCCCAACCACCUCACUCCACAAAUUCUGGAGACCAUCUCACACAGAUAAAGAUACAGAGUAAAUGAGCUGCAGUAGAGCACAUUGAUGCUGGUCGCUUAAAAUCAACAUUGCUGCAUUUUUCUAUCAAUGUAGCAGACAAAUUAAAGGUUUUAAUUAUCA